This is a messenger RNA of Raphanus sativus (radish), 576 nucleotides long. RefSeq lists its product as uncharacterized. The coding region runs from base 1 to 576 and encodes 191 amino acids. The record is from RefSeq and is a predicted model, not a curated record. The transcript has a single exon. NCBI's taxonomy places the organism in Eukaryota, Viridiplantae, Streptophyta, Magnoliopsida, Brassicales, Brassicaceae.
AUGGCAAAUAUCGAGAAACUUCAGUUUCCGGCCUUAGAAAUAACUGGGGCAAAUUACACGGCGUGGAUAACUAAUAUGGAGCUUCAUCUAGAUUCAGAGAAAAUACUCGACACAAUAAAAGAAGGAAACAAAACGGCAUCUCAUGAAAAGGCUAAGGCCGUAAUAUUUCUGAGAAAGCACCUAGAUGAAAACCUUACGCAUGACUAUGCAAGGAUAAAAGAUCCUCUAGAUCUUUGGAAAGCCCUAAAGGAGAGGUUUGAUAACCAGAAGAAAAUAACUCUUCCCCAUGCACUCGAUGAAUGGGCGAACCUGCGGUUUCAAGAUUUUGAAAAGGUGGAAACGUACAAUUCCGCUAUAUUAAGGAUAGCGGCGCAAUUAGAAUAUUGCGGUAAGCCCGUGACGGAAGCAGAAAUGCUUGAGAAAACUUACCAAACGUUCCACAAAAACCAUUAUGUUCUACAAGAACAAUACAGAAACCGUGGAUACACGAGGUUCUCUGAACUCGCUGUAGCGCUCAUGAUAGCGGAGAAAAAUAAUGAACUCCUUAUCAAAAACCACAAUAUCCGACCCACAUGA